AAAAAAUCAAUAGUCGCCGCCAUAUUUUUUCACUUUACUCGGACGCGUUUUUAUGUUUAGGUAACUGCAAAAAUAGUUUACCGACAAAGAAAAGUGGUAAAAUAGUGGUAAAAGAGCGGCAUAUAAUACAAAACUAUUGUUAAUGAUUUGUAUGGUUUAAUAAUUCGUGAAAACUAAAAACGACAGCGUGUGUGCGCGUCCGAGUGUAGUCUGUGUGUAUGUGUUGGUCUCUCAGUAUUGCGGGCUGUGUAAAAUAAUUAAAAGUAGCAUUGCCAUUGUUAUAACCUCAGCUAGAGCAUGGAAGGAGCUGCACAAGUAGCGGCCCCCCCGGUAGGUGGGCCACGUGGCGGUGGUUACAGAGGCCGCGGCGGAGGCCCACCCAUGCGUGGUGGUUUCGAGCGGGGACGUGGACGGGGCAUGGGUCGCGGUCACUUUAUGGGUGGCAUGCGCGGUGGUGGCAUGGGCGGCGGUGGGCCGCCUAUGCAGGGUAUGAUGCAAGGACCUCCACGCGGCAUGCGUCCUCGAGGCGGACUGGGCUAUCAAGGCCGGGGUGGCGGCGGUUUUCAACCACGCGGUGCUCCAAUGGGCAUGCGAGGCGGACGCCCACCAAUAUACCAACAGCCGCCCAAACAGCACACGGGCGCCGAUAACAACAAGACUGUAUCGCCGGUGCCCACAGCUGCAGCAGCUGGUGAGCAGCAGACAGGCGAAGCAGCAGGUGAAGAUGGUACAGAUGCAGCAACGGCCGGCACAGGCACGACAGCGGUUAACUCACACGUGGCGAGCGGUGCGCCUGGCAGCAAUAGUAGCAACGGUGGAGGACCGCCUCCAUAUAUUAGUCGAGGUCGAGGUCGCGGCGGUCCAUUCAGCGGUCGCGGACGAGGCGGGGGUUACAAUCCACACAUGAACGGCAGCGGGGGCAAUGGCAUGUAUCCGCACUCACAUCAUGCUAGCUCCAUGGGCGGACCAGGAGGCGAUCAUGGAGGAAUGCCUCGUCGCGGCUCUAUGCGCGGACGCGGCGGUGGUUACAAUCAAGGUAUGAGUCGGCCACCCAUGCAACAUCACCAACAGGCACAUAAUGUCAAUACACAAAUUGCACCGGUACCAGCUCUCAAACGCGGCGCACCCGGAGGUCCAGGCCCCAAACGUGGACGAUACGAGGGCGGACCCUAUAGCCAGCGGCCUAUGACACCAAAGUAUCAUUCGGCAUCCCAGCAUAUGCCCCAAACAACAUAUGGCUCACCGCCCAGUCAUCACGCGCCAGCGCCAAGUCAUCAUGGUGGCUAUCAGACGCACGACCAGACACAGCAGGUCGAUCCAUAUGCUCAGAGCGGCUACAGUGCUUCGGCAACUACUCAGCAAGGCUACAAUGGCUAUGGUCAGAGCAGCGGCUAUACAGCACACACAACCCAGUCGACCACACCAGCCAGCAGUAGCUAUGCGUCGCAUCAUGGUACCGAAUACGAUCAGAGUCAAUAUCAGGGUUACAACUCCACGGGAUAUGCCACCCAGCCGGACACGCGCUAUCAGCCAUAUAGCCAAGACUAUAGCCAGCAGUAUGGCUCGGCUGCCGUUGAUUACAAUUCAGCUGGCCAGGCGGAUUACAGUCAGCAGAGCGCUGGUUACGAUGAACGCGCCUAUGCCGGUUAUGAUUCGCAGGCAUAUUCGCAGAAUUAUUCAAAUGCAGCUGCCUAUUACUAAACUAGAGUCUGCCGCAUCCCUCGAAUGGCGAUACCCAUCAGUGAAGAACGCUGCGCGUGCUCCAACACGUAUGCCAAAAACCAAAACAAGGGAUUAGGGCUAACGAGCAUAACCAUAUGAAUGUUUAAUGCAAAAAUUUGCUUGCUAUAUAAAUUAAUACGUACACGUAGACACACAUACCCACAAACAUUGAAAACACACACACAAUUAGUCUUAAGCAUAAAGUUCUCUUUUCCUAGCGUUUAAGUUGAAACGUGUUGCUACGUCUUGCUUUUCAUCUCCCUAUCUAUCCUAUCCAAUUUUCCGAAACCUUUGUGUUUGUUUGUCUUUGCAAUACCCUAUCACUGUGACUGGCAAGAAGAUUGUAUCGCCUGUUGUUAAAUGUUUUGUUAGUGGACAAAUGGAGCCUUGCAUCGCUUUAAGUGCUCCCGCCAAUAAAUCGGAUUAUGUAUAUUUCUUUAUAUUUUACAAAUAUUUUUCAAUUUAUCUACUUGAUGAAUGCGAUCCAAAAGUAAAUCAAUAUUGUGAAUCAUGUCAUAUUGUAUACAACAAUUGCAAUGUGUAAAUUUUAGUUUUAAAUCAAUCUGCUAUUAGGCAAAACAUCUCUUUACAAAUUGAAACUUUUGUUUAUUUCUAAUUUUUUUAAUAUAUCUUAAAUAACUGAAAAAAUUAACUAAGAUUUCCCAAAUAUUAUUUGUUUCUUAAAUCUACUGACGUGAAAAAGAACGCAAUUAUAAUUUCUUUUCCUAAUAAUAGCAACAAUUUAAGCUACAAAAUCGUAAUUAUGUAACUUUUAUUCAUUAAGCUGAGCAAAACAAAAGGAAAAAAAAAACAAAGAAAUACACAACAAUUUAUUAGCAAAACAAAGCAAAAAUCUUAAAAUUUAUCAAAGUCAAUAAAAUAAUGUUCAAAAAUGUGUGUAAUGCAUUAAACUUA
Molecule: messenger RNA, 2637 nt
Organism: Drosophila virilis
Lineage: Eukaryota; Metazoa; Arthropoda; Insecta; Diptera; Drosophilidae
Source: RefSeq, a predicted model, not a curated record